Anguilla rostrata (American eel) is the source of this 1097-nucleotide messenger RNA. Its product is annotated as C-C motif chemokine 8-like. Gene Ontology annotation, cellular component: extracellular region. The coding region runs from base 576 to 977 and encodes 133 amino acids. Gene Ontology annotation, biological process: immune response. The transcript has 6 exons. The record is from RefSeq and is a predicted model, not a curated record. Gene Ontology annotation, molecular function: chemokine activity. NCBI's taxonomy places the organism in Eukaryota, Metazoa, Chordata, Actinopteri, Anguilliformes, Anguillidae.
UAAAAUUGAAGAUUAUAUAAUAGUUAUUGUUAAACUAACUGGUGAACAAUAAGUUUGACCUAGGCUGGGAUUGGUUAUUUUAAAAGGAAGAUACAUCAUGGUAGGAGGAGAUCUGGUUGUAUAAAAAGGAUGUAAAACAUAAUUCGAAGAAGCUCUCUGUGUUUCUUUAUGGUACUGGAGACCUCCCGUAGGCCUACGUACAUGAAAAGGAUUAUUGAUUAAAAGAGAAUAAAAAGAUUAUUAGAAGAAAUCAUAAUUUCUAGUCUUUAUUCUUACAUUGCCGACUCACCCACCAAACCAAAGACGAGGUUCUCCUCCACACCAUCCAUUUACAUUACAUUACAUUACAUUUAUUUGGCAGACGCUUUUAUCCAAAGCGACGUACAAAAAGUGCAUUUCAUGGUCAUAGACAACUACUAAACACAGGUUCAGUAAGAUACCAUACUUAUUUUGUACAGCUAUUUCUAGCCAAGAACACAGUUUAGUUCACAUGGUGAACACUAUUCAGACCUAACCUCUGCAAAGCCAACUAGGCAUAAGAAUAAGCUACAGUAUUAGAACAAAAAAGUGCUGGGAUGGGGCAACAUGUUUUAGAUGAAUAUGGGUGGAGGUGUUGGGGGGGCUGGGGCCAAAGGGAGGAGGUCUUAUACGCAGUGUCAUGGCACGCUGAGAUCAAAGAAAAAAUGUCUGACUCCCGCAAGCUUGCCGUUUUGGCUGCCCUCUUCGUCAUCUUUGGAUGCGUGGCCUCAGACAGCCAUCGUCGUAUGGAUAAGGUCAUCACCCGGUGCUGCAAGUCAGUGAGUUCCAUGAUUCCGAAAAAAAUCCGCGAUGAGAUUAUCAGCUACACACACCAGAACGCCUUGGAUCCUUGUGUGCAUGCCAUCAUAUUUCAGACAAAGAACAAUGGCAAAGUUUGCACUGACCCCAACGCACGCUGGGUACCAAAGAAACUAAAAGAAUUGCAGAAACAAUCGUGAGGACAAUGUGGAAAUGGGCUUUGGAAUGGAUUCAAGGUUUUCUUCCAGGCAAAUUCUUUUCCCUGAUUAUUACUGUAUCUUACUUUAGCCCUGACUAUUAAAGUUUAAGAAAAAACUAAA